Messenger RNA from Poecile atricapillus (Black-capped chickadee), 1850 nucleotides. It is a transcript of the gene GIPC3, whose product is annotated as GIPC PDZ domain containing family member 3. The record is from RefSeq and is a predicted model, not a curated record. NCBI's taxonomy places the organism in Eukaryota, Metazoa, Chordata, Aves, Passeriformes, Paridae. The transcript is spliced from 4 exons. Gene Ontology annotation, molecular function: protein binding. Bases 621 to 1607 code for a protein of 328 amino acids.
CUCCCCGCAGCCGCCCCAGGCUGGUGUUCCACACGCAGCUGGCCCACGGCAGCCCCACGGGGCGCAUCGAGGGCUUCACCAACGUCAAGGAGCUCUACGCCAAAAUCGCCGAGGUCUUCGACAUUUCGCCCACCGAGGUGAGGGGCUGUGGCCUGGGGAGGGGUCUUUGUGCCCCAGGCAGGGACACCCACCCUGUGGCACUGUGUAGUCUGUGCUCCCACAGGUUCCCAGAUGCUUGCAAAUGUAGUCCCCAAAAUUUUCUGGAAGAGUGUUAUGGGCUCAGGGUUGUAUCGGCUCCUCUGGGGAGGGCUUAGGGACUCUGUGCCUCAGUUUCCUCCCCCCCAGUAUGUGGCAGGGAGCCGUGGCUUCCAGUUCCCUGGCUGAUUCCAGCUGCCUGGAGCUGUGGGAAGGUGCACAGGGAUGGAGCAUUGUAGGGUCCCCAGGCAGGCUGGGGGUCGCUGGGCCCCUCUGUUCUAGCAGUGCCCAGACCUGACCGAAUCCCCCUGAACUGGCCGUGGCUCCUCUGACACGUCUUGCCCUACUGGAGCAUCCCCAGUCCCUGCUGACGGGGUUCCUCGGGGCAGAUCCUCUUCUGCACGCUCAACACGCACAAAGUGGACAUGCAGAAGCUGCUGGGGGGACAGAUUGGCCUGGAGGAUUUCAUCUUUGCCCACGUCCGGGGCGAGACCAAGGAGGUGGAGGUGACCAAGACAGAGGACGCGCUUGGCCUCACCAUCACAGACAACGGGGCUGGCUACGCCUUCAUCAAGGUGAACCCCCAGGACCGUGCUGGGGCUGGCACAGCCCUGGGGACUGUGGCCCUGCAGGUGACAUCCCCUGUGCAUCCCCUCCCUGGGACCAGGCUCCCCCCUGACUUCCCACUUCAGUCCUUCCCUGGAUCCACCCUGACCCUGGGGGUCUUCCCUGCCAUGGGGAGGUUUGGGAGAGCUUCCCUGCCUGACCUGGCUACCAAAGGGCAUGGGACCCCUGAGGUGGUUGUGUGUGGGUCGAGAUGGGGGCUGUGUCUGACUGUCCCAUUGUGCCACCACUGUGUGCCUGUCCCACCUGGUCCCCAGAGGAUCAAGGAGGGGAGCAUCAUCAACCGGCUGCAGACAGUGUGUGUGGGGGACAGCAUCGAGGCCAUCAACGACCACACCAUCGUGGGCUGCCGGCACUACGAGGUGGCCCGGAUGCUGCGGGAGCUGCCACGGGCUCAGCCCUUCACCCUGCGCCUGGUCCAGCCCAAAAAGGCCUUCGACAUGAUCGGGCAGCGGACACGGACAGGCAAAUCCCCAGGCGAAGGCAGAGUAGUGGCCAGUGGGAAGGAAACGCUGCGGCUGCGGACACAGGGUCCGGCCGUGCUGGAGGAGGAGCCCAGCCCCUCCGAGGAAGAAGCUGCCCGGCGGGUGGACGAUCUGCUGGAGAGUUACAUGGGCAUCCGCGACAGCGAGCUGGCCUCGACGAUGGUGGAGGCGGCCAAGGCCAGCCCCAGCGUAGCCCAGCUUGCCCAAGGGCUGGACUCAGUGCUGGGAGAGUUUGCCUUCCCCCAGGAGUUUGUGGCCGAGGUGUGGGCAGCCGUCUGCCACGCCAAGGGGAAUAAGGAGUAGCUGGGGGGCAGGUGUUGCCCCUCGCUUUUGUCCCCUCCCCAUGUCCCCCCCAACCUCAUCCCCACCCCAUCUGGGGCUGAGGUGCUGGUGGGGGUUCCCAUCCUGCCCCCCACACCCUCCUGAGCAGCACCUAGACCUGUCCCUUGCAUUGGGGGGGCAGAAGGCACCCAACCCACCCACCUUCCUGAGGAUCCCCCUUGCACACCCCCCAAAUGUGGUGGGCAGUGGCUGUGGCUCAUUAAA